This is a messenger RNA of Dermacentor andersoni, 759 nucleotides long. The record is from RefSeq and is a predicted model, not a curated record. NCBI's taxonomy places the organism in Eukaryota, Metazoa, Arthropoda, Arachnida, Ixodida, Ixodidae.
AUGCUGGUCCCGCACGAAAAGAGGCGAUCGGUGGCCGCUGAGAACGCGAUCGAGAACAACCAGCGCGUGAGCAGCUGCCUGGGCGAGCUGUGGCGUUCUCUCAGCGUCGCCGACAAGGAGCCUUACAAGCGCAAGGCCGUCAACAGAAAGAGGCAUCCGGGAUACGUGUACAGUCCGCGUGAGACCCAGCGGUGCAAGAGGCAAGCGUGCAGGACCAAGGCGAUUGCCAGCAAGCUCAAGCAUGGCACUUCCGGGGACGAGCAGCAGCAGCCGAGCAUUUCCACGGCCGAGGCCCACGGUCGAGGCUCCCCGGACUUCCAGCAGCAGCAACAUCCGCCGCCGCCGCCACCGCCGCCGCAAAGGAAAGAACAACGUGCAACCACCGCUGCCCGUGGCAGCGAUUCGGGCGAUGCUCAGGGAAUGCCGCUCCCUAGGCCGUCGGCCACUGUCACGGCCACGCCGUCGUCUCGCUCGGCUGCGCGGCCCUACAACGUCCACCGGUUCCCCGGUCCUCUGCCACCAUCAGUGCGAGGGACCAACAGAGGAAACGCCGUGCCCACCGCUCAGUUAACGGCAGCUCGGAAAUUUAAGCAGCCUAAAACGCCAUAUGCCCGAACAAUGCUGGAUAAUCAGCUAUCCCCCACGCUCGUGGACGAAGAGGACGACGACUCGUCUACGGGCACGUCGACGUUUGACCAGGCCGGAUUCUUGGAGACCCUAGGCUCUGCAGAUGGCGCCCCAGGUGAAGGUCAGCUAUGA